GUCACAUCUGCGCGACGGUCAGUUGUAGUUUACAUGAAAAAAGAAGAAUCUGCGGUGCUCCGGCUCUGCUGCAGCAAAUCAGAUCCACCCCGACGGUUUCACACUGAUAUUUGACCUGAACCCGCUACUCCUGCUCUGUAAAGCGGGCACUCAGUGAACGGGGACAUCUUAGAGACAGCGGGGCUCGCGGGGAGGUGACACCUGGCUGCUGCACACCUGAGUUCAUUCAAUGAGCUGUGAUUAGCUUUGUUUUGGUUUUUCUAUCCACACAGAGAAAAGGCGCUCAGCUGUCAGUCUCAAAGUGUCGCGGUCUUUCUUCUAAAGCUCCAAGCUAACGGUAAGAACUCAGGGGUCUCACCUGUCUGUGAGAAAAACCCUGAUCCGGUUUAUUCUGUCCACGCUAACAUGCUAACUGUCCGGCUAACGGCUAAAACCGCUAAUACGGAGAUCUUUAUAAUUUAACCAUUCUGAUUAAUUUAGAAGACUUUUAACGACAGGACAGAAUAUUUUUCAUUUUAAAGUAUCCUCAAGAGUUGUGUUUGCAGUUAUGUUGUACUUUAUUUUAUUUAAAAUAUGAAACCCUGACGGUGGCGGCGCUAAUGCUAAGCGUGCUAACGCUAGCAUCGGGGGCGACUAUUUACUGCAGCGGAAUUAAAUGCUCCCAUCAUGAACUAUUUACUUCACAUGGCACGUUUUAACACCAUAAGUCUUCAUUUUAAACGCCAGCUCUCCAGGUUGCAUCAUUAUUCUGCUCGCUAUGCAUUAGCAGUCCGGAUCCGGAUCUGUGUUGAAAGGGUGCUGGAUGUGUUUGAGGCUCUUGAAGACGCUCAUCCACAAAAAAGGGUCUUCAAGAUACUCAGGCAUGUCCAGAAUUGGAUAACCAUGACCUAGAUGAAUAAGAACCUGCAGAAACAUCAACAGAGUAGCUCCCAUGUGUACCUGGGUCCACAUUGUAACAGGGGUUGUUGUGAAAUGAGGGCAUACUUCUGAGUAUAUGAAUGAAAAUAAGGAUUAUUUUAUUUAGACAGCUCUGUGUUUGCUGAUUUAACAAACCCUGGUCUUCAUUUUUGAUUAACAUCAUGUUUCCACUCCUAUAGUAGCUGACAGGAUAGAAUUAAAACUGUCUGAUGUGUUAUAUUUUAAUAAUUUUAGUCAUAUUUCACCCCUGUGUUUGUGUCUGUUUUGUUUGCCGCACUCUCUAUUAAGUAUUAUAUAAGGAUCUUGCUACUGAUAGUGUUUUUUCAGCUGUUUUGUGUGUUAUAAUAAUGUACAUUACACUCCUGUAGGGCUGGGUGAUAUAACGAUAUAUUAUUAAAAAUUAAUUUCCCUCAAUAUCGAUAUAAAACGUGGUCAAUAUGCUUCUUGAUAGUCAACAUUCUGCCAUCUUUUGGUAGACUAUAUGAAUAGCCAGUGAAAUGGGGAGUUUCUUGUAGCAAACAACUGUGUAGUAGCAGGCAGCAGCUACACACAAUCAUAACACUUUAACAGGUGAAGCUGACAGCACUAUUAGUGAGGAAAAAAAGAAACUGAGUGGCAGAAAUGCAGAUGAAGGCUCAACAGAUGACGACAUCGUCGACAACACUGGCAUGAAAACAUUGGUGGUGUGGAGGUAUUUUGGUUUUUGAGGUCAGACAUGAAGCAGAGUAGUGUGCACUGCAAAUUAUGUCGAGUACAUGUUAAAUUUCAUUUAACAGUAAAGGUCCUUACACACCAGGGCUGACACGAAUAUAGAAAGGGAAAUUACGAAAUAUUCAGAGGCAAAUUUUUGACGCACCUUUCUAUACACAUCAAGCCCGAUGUGAUUUUGCGACUUUCCGGGGGGAAAAAGACUUUUUCUGGGGAAAGUCCCGCCUCCUUCACCUCUGAUUGACUAGAAAAGCUGGAAACGUCAUCACACGUUCAAGCCAGACGGUCAGCACUUAUAGCCAAUCAGAGGCGAUGAGAUAAGCACAUGAAACUAUGGUAACAACUGUUAGCUUAUAUUAGCACAGAUGAAAGUUAAAACAAAGACGUUUAGCGAACUGUAAAAGCACACAAACUAUUGUCAUAUGAGAAAUCCGACGCUAUGACUCUCCACAAGUUGUUCCUUCAGGUCGUUAUCUUUGUAAUAUUUGUGUCUUAUAUCAAAAAGCACUCUGUUCUCCGACACGUAAACAAUCAGCCGAUUGGCCAUGUUGGAUAUACCGGUGAAUCUGACGUUGCAACAACACGCAAUCUGAUCGGUCAGAAGUGGACACACAGUAUGCAAAACUUAAGAAAAAUUGACUGUGAUCCGAAAAAAUAAAUGCAGCAAUAUCGUAGAAUGGGAAAAUGUCCCUGAUGUGAACGCUUGUAUUGACAGGAUACAGGUUCGAAAAAAAAUAUUGACGUCCGAAAUAAUUGCACGAAAAAAAUGGUCUCGGUGGGAAAGGAACUUAACAGGGAACAUUUAAGAUUGACAAGUGAUUUUUUAAUAUCAAUAUAUCAACAUAUUAAUAUCAACUGAUAUGAAAAAAAUAUAUUGUAAUAACCUUUUUCCCAUAUCGCCCAGCCCUAUACUAGUGUGAAAUACACUGUGCACUAAUAGUGAAAAUUAGGACCAGCACCAGUGUCAUUGUGCAAUACAGUCAUUUAGCUGUCAGCGUCUUCAAUAACUCAAGGGGCUCUAAAUCUUUUAACUGAACAGUCAGUGAACACUUACAAUGUUCAUUUUAACCUGCAGUCAAUGGUUACAUUUAGAAGAAAUCAUCAUCAGAAAAAUGACAGCUGCAGAUAUAAUCCACUGCUUGAGAUCAGGCAAAAAUUAGAGUUUCUCCUAAGGCCUGACAUCAACUGUUCCCAGGUUGCUGAAUGCUAUGAUGUUUAUGUCAAUGGCAGGCACAUUUUCACAAAACAAAUGACAAAUAGUACAGCACCUCAAUCUCAAAACAAAGUAUGAAAAUCUUAGAUUAAUCUUUGGGUUAAAUGAUCGUGAAGGCGGAUUUGCUGUUUGAUUUUUGCUUAAAGUCACAGGAGAAAUGAUGCCAGGACGUAAGGGGUGACUGACUUAACGUGUAACCUUUGAAAAGGAAAAUCUGGACUGUGAUAAAAAGAAUUAAAAAAAACGUUCUUAACGGAGAAAGAAGACUAUCAUUUUUGUUAUUACUGCUUCAGCUAUGUAACUGGCUGCAGUGUCAUAUGUAAAUGCACAAGGCCAAUUUUUAAAAGUGCAUUAUAGUGGGAAAUGAUAUCUGUGUCAGCAGGUAGCAGUUUAAAAAUAAUUGGUACCGCUAGAUAUGAUAAUUUUUGCAGAUAUGAUUAUUGGCCACAAAGGUGGAGUAUGAAUUACGCACAGAUUUCGUAGAAUCAAUCAGUCAAAUGCCUUUUUUUUGCCUGGUUCUGAAAUAAACAGACUGUUGUGAGAUGAGUUAUUAUCAUUAAGUUCUUAUUUCAAUGAAAACAGGUGUGUCAAUAUCUGCUUCAAUAUCAGUAUCAGCCAAAAUGAGAUAGAAAAUAUCUUUGUGUCUGAUAACAUUCCAGAAAAGACACUAACAGAGAUCAGUCUUUUUUUUUUACUGUUACCUUAAACGUAAUGUUGGGCUCUAAUUAAACUAUGAAUCCAAGUGAUUUUGAUCUGACUCUCUGCUUAUGGAGCAGCGUUUGAGCUUGUCGACCAGGGCGGUGAUAAUGCUGCAAACAUGAGGUCAUACAGCGGACAUCAGGCAUGUUAUUUACUGAUGUGGGUGUGGAACUUUCACUCACUGUACACUGUGUUUGUUGUCUGCAGGUGACGAGCUGGCGCAGGUAGUGGGUUGUUCGUGGAUAAUGCGAGACAGUGGCGGCAGCCUGACCCAGAACCGCUGGCAGGGAGACCUGGGUCUGACCGCUGUGGGACAGGACGACACCGGAGGAGGUGAGACUCAUCACCUCUGAGUGAAAGUUUGGAAGGAUUGAGCAAUAACUGUCUUAUUAAUAACUCUAUUUUAAAAUUUCCCUCAGUGGAGAUUCACACAGACUUGUAUGACAGCAGGAUAAUAUACUUAAGAAAUAAGAAACACUUAUUUAUUUUUGGAACAAAACCAGCCAAGACAAGAAACUUUGAAUUUUUAACUCUAUGCCGUGGUUUUAGAACCAGACAGUAAUAUUCAAGUUCUGCUCUUUCUGUGCUCAGGUGGAAUUCCCGGGGACCUCAUAGUCCCGGUGUCGGGUCACAGCGUGCCCACCCCAAUGCACUUGAGGCUGGGGCAAAAGGAGAAGGUGUGGACUGGAGAGUAUGUAGACGAAGAGGAGGAAGAGGAUGGGAUGGGACGGAUGGAGGCGAUAGGAGACGAGGAAGAAGAAAACAACCUGGACGGCGAGGAGGAUUACGAGGGGAAGAGUUGGGAGAACAAUGACGAAGAUGAAGAAGAAGAAGAAGAUGAGGAGGUGGACGAUGAAGGAGACCACGAGGAGCUGGACUGGGACGUCCCAGAAUUCCCCUCCCAGUCUGACCCUCCCUCUCACCCACAUUAUGGACCACAGCAGCAGGUGGAGGCAGGCAGAGAUGUCCCCGUGGAGGACUUGGCCUCCCAGGCUGAAGCGCGGGAGUUGUUGCGGUUCCACUUGAGCAGGUACCGGACCCUAGGGAGGCUCAAACGCUGGCAGCGUCUGCGGACCCGCAAGGGUCUGGGAAUCCGGCUCAUCCAGCACUGGAAGAGCUGGCGUCAGCGGGCCGAGUGGGUCGGCUCGCAAGGGAACAGGUUCGGUCGGAGGAUGCAGAGGUACAGCCUGUACGGCAAGCAGAGGAGGACAAAAAGGUAUAGACAAUCACAGUUCGCAGACGGAGAUGAAAACAGCAGCGACGAACGGUUCACAGAGUCAGACAGAGGUACUCACUCGCAUGCAUGGUUUUACUUCAAAACAGUUCAUGUAGAGUCUUCCCUCUUUCUGUAAUUGUGGAAAAUAUUGACCGAUCAACUGAAAACUGAACAAAUUUCCUAUCUGGUUUCUUUGUGUGUCAGAUAAAGGGUUAAACGGAUGCUCUGUAGACAAGCAGGAGGACCGGGGGAGACGGGAGGUGGAGGUGAAACCUCUGGAGCUGGCCCUCACUGAAGAACACAUGAGCUGUGUGACAGGUACAGCUGCAGCUUCAACUCUCACAUUCAUCUAAUAACUAAGGAUUUUAUGAAAAUAAUGAGGGAUUAUCUUAUCUUGUUAAAGAUGUAAAUUGUUUUGUCUUAUUUUGUCUUGUAGUAGAUUUACAACCCCAAUACCAAAAAUUUCAGCAUGAUUCCUGUAACCUGAAUGCUGUUUGAAAUGUUGAUUAAAACCAAAUUUGUUGGUUUUAUAUUGAUUAAAAAUUCUAUAUUUUAAUGAAAAUAGAGCAAAGACAACACAUCAGUUGUUGAAAUUGAAAAAUGUGAUUAUUUAUGAAGAAUGUCUGCCCGUUUAAACUCUAAUGCCUGCAUUGUUCCUCUAAAAAGUGGUUCCAGGUUCAUGUUUCUCAUCGUGUGUCCUCAGCUCUUCUUUCUCCAACUCUCUGUAGACCUAAAUGAACCCAGCUGACCAGGUUUUGGAGUCUGACAGUGAAAUCUUGUCUCAUUCUUGCCUGAUAGAAGAUUUCAGCUGCUCAACAGUUCAGGGUCUCCUUUGUCCUGUUUUUGGUGUCAUGAUGCUCCAAAUGUUUUCAAUGGGGGACAAAUCAGGACUGCAGGCAGACCAGUUUAUCAGCAGGACUCUUCUACUACAGAGCCACGCAGCUGUAAUCCCUGUUGUCAGAAUGUGGUUUGUCAUUGUCUGGAUGUCAGCAGAUGUUGCUCCUAAACCUGUAGAUAUUGUUCAGCAUUAAUGGAGCCUUCACAGAUGUAGAAGCCAUCCAUGACAUGGGCUUUAAAGAUUCCCGUACCAUCAGGGAAGCUGGAUUUGGACUGGGAGCUGAGAACAAGCCAGGUGGUCCCUCUACUCUUUAGAGAGGAGGAUGCAGUAUCCAUGAUUUUUUUAAAAGAAUGUCCAGAUUUGGAUCAUCAGUCCACGGGACUGUUCUUCUUCCUCUCAGUCCACCUUAAACGGGUUCAGGUUCAGAGAAUCUGGUGUUUCUGGAUCCUGUUCCUAAAUCUGUUCACAUUCAGUGGUUUUUGGAAGUGAUUUUGAGUCCAUGCAAUGAUUUCCAGUACAGAGUUCUGUCUGUUUUUAUUGCUCUGCUGCCUGAAGGCCUGGAAAUCACUGCCAAAAGUGUCAAGUAACAAGAGUCUGUCUUCCCUGGCGCCCUUAUCUAGCAUGUUGUGGAGAUGAUAGUUUAUUUAUUCUGCUCCUGUGUCUCUGAUGUUUCUGGUGUUUUCAGGUAUUCUUGAAGAGUCUCUGCAGCAGUACGGCAGUUUGAUCCCCAUCCAUGUGGACGACAUUGUGGAGAAACUUCAGGACAUGUUCAAUGAGAGCUUCUCACAGCCACACAGGUCAGAAACUCUCCACUUCCUUCAGAGUUUAAAAAUAAAGGCAUGUUUCAAAACUUUUGUCUAUCUUCAUCAUAUUUAUAACAUGAAAGUCUCCUUUAGAUGAACCAAUACCUGACUCUUUGGCUUUGACAAGCUUUGAGCUCACAAGGCAUGAAGUUUGGGCAUGUUUUAUUUCUCUGAGGUGCCCUGAUGAAGAUAAAUCAUUAAAAUAUGUGACUGGCUCUUUUGUAAACUUGUUUAACAGGAAAGCAGUGGUGCAGCACCUAAUACAGUCCUUCCAGCGCUCGUCGGGUUCAGCUCUCGCUAAAACAUUCAGAGUGAACUAUAAACGCCACGUUCUGACCAUGGACGACCUGGGAACUCUGUACGGGCAGAACUGGCUCAAUGACCAGGUACUGAACACUUUUGUUCAGGCUGUUUUGACUCACUAUUGCAUUUGCAAAUCACAGGUGAGCCAUGACAGAGAGUUUGCUGACACAGCAGCAGGAUUCUGGAGUGAGCUAAGCUCAGGUGGAUGCAGUAGUUGUGGUUUAUGUUUUUUCUAUCCUCAAAUUUGACCUUCAAAAGUCUUUGAGGAGGUUUAAAACAAACAUUCAUGACUGUGUGUGAUUAACUCCUGUUCCCCAUAUGUAACUCUGAACAGGUAAACAUUCAGGCUCCAAAACACUCACAAAAGAUUGACAUGGUACAGACAAUACUGUAUGACUGAGACCACAGAAGAACCAUUGGUUUAUUCUAUCUAGAAAUCUCAAAUCCUCAUGAUGAAUCAGACUAAGGUGCAUGUAUGUAUGAAUACAAACUUCUGCUGCAGUUUUCUCUAAAACAUUAUAGUGUGUUAUUUCUGCCCAACAAACACAAGGACUCUGCAAAGUUAACUCACAUCAGUUUACACAUACUGUCACUUUUGCAAUUGUGAUUUUGUGCUGAAAAAAGUUUCUGCAUCUAUUUUUUAAAAACUUAUCCCCUUUGUAACCCAAUCUCCCUCUGUUGUCGUUUUCUUCAGAUUAUGAACAUGUACGGGGACCUGGUCAUGGACUCAGUACCAGAGAAGGUGAGGAAAUGAAUGUUGCAGUCUCAUCAAGGGGUCCGGUUUGGUAGAGUACAGUACGGGUUGAAUUCUGCAGACUGUAUCCUACCCUGGAAAGUGGCAGGAACUGCAUUGGAUGCAUCACGUCCUCUGAGUGGCUUAAUUUUCAGCUGUAGUGCUGCAAUAUUAGAGCGCCGACCAGGGCAGUCACGAUUGUUAGAAUAUUUGCCCAUCUUGAUUAUUAUUCGGAUUUGCAUCUUUCGCGAUUAAAUAUUUGCGAUCACCGUCAACUAUUUAUUUUAUCCACAAAGUUGCAUAAAAUAACCGUAAAUCUGAGUCUGACGUCAUCGUGUUGCAUCAGCAGCCGCAGCUUUCUCCGUCGCAGCCAUAUGUUGUUUACCUCUCGUCUUGGUCGGAUGGGCAGCGACUCCAGGUCAGGAUGGAGGAUGAGGAGGUUCAGGUUCCAAAGCCACGUACCACGGCACUGCUGUGGGUGCAUUUCGGAUUUAAGCCGAACGAUAACGUGGAGGAAUCGAUAUGUAAACUUUGCCAUAAAAAAGUGCAGGUCAAGAGCGCUAACACAACAAAUCUGAAACAACAUCUCCAGACCCACCAUCCACAGCAAUGCGGCAAACUUGGAAAGACCACACCAGUGCAAUCAGCAGCCAGUGCAUCCUGUCAACUGGCUCUUGGCAAAUUUAUUAUUCAGUAUAAUUUACCAUAUACUCAUCAAUCGCAAUUAUUUGUCUGACAAAUUAUUGUCUCCAGAAAUUCCUAAUCGUGACAACCCGAGCGCUGACGCAGGCUGUGCAUUUCUGCGAGUUGUGCAGAUCAUGAUCAAAAAUACACCGAAACAUGAUUGGCAAUAAACAAAGGUUACACUCACUGUCAGCUAUAUCUCUGUCACAAGCCUGAAAAAUACACUAUGGUUGUGAAAGCUCUUCUUUUGGGGAGAGACUCCUCUGAUUUAACUGAUCAAAUAAAUCGGGUCGGGAAGGACAAGCAGUAAUUCAAGAUGAUCGCUCCUCUUCCUUCUUCUCAAUCAUUAUACUUCAGGCUCAAAUAAGCACUCUUGGUGUCCCAGCAGAAGGGCACCAGAAAAGUAGUAGGGUACAGGUUGGUUACUGAUCUUCACCAGAGCGCUUGGUGGAAACACAGCUAAAGAAACGUCACAGAUUUGAAGUUAUUAUAGGGGACGUUUGUCCCUCAUAGCGUGAAGUCUGCCCUGUUAAUAUUUACAACAAUGAUGAAGAAUGAAACCACCAAGACCAGCAGCAGACACAUGAGCAGACACCCUCUCUGUUCCUGUCUGAAAAAAUGAUUUAGUUAUUUAUUAGGUGUCACUCUUUUCGGUGUCCUGCUGUAUUCUUUCAUCAACUCACUCCAGCUUCGCACAGAUAUUUCAGUUUUAGCCUGGAAAAAAUAAUCUAGGUUAAAUGAUGGCGAACACGCCAUUUGUUUGCAAAGUUCUGCAAGUGUAGUGUAUACAUACUCUAAAGAAGACCUCUGUCUAACAUGCUCAGAGUGUUUUGUUUUCAGGAUGUUUGUUGUUUUGGAGAUUUCUCAACGCCCUCUCUCUCUCUGUUCCUCCUCAGGUUCACUUUUUCAACAGCUUCUUUUACGAUAAGCUAAGGACAAAAGGAUAUGACGGGGUCAAACGAUGGACGAAAAACGUGAGUGGAUGAAAAAACCUUGAAUUUAAUUAGUCAUAAAAUCUUGGAUAUAAAAUACGACACAUCAUAUAAUUUUAACUGGAGUUUAUCUGUACUGUGUCAGUAUUCAGCAGAUGGUUAUUCAAACCAGUAAUCCCCCCUUUUACUUCUCUCUCUUGCCCUCAGGUUGAUAUCUUCCAGAAAGAUCUGUUGUUGAUCCCGAUCCACCUGGAGGUCCACUGGUCUCUGAUUAGUGUGGACAUCCCCCGUCGAGCCAUUACCUACUUCGACUCUCAGCGGACUCUCAACAGACGCUGUCCAAAGGUACGACUAAAGUCAGGGUUGAAAACAUGGAUUAUAUUCUGUUGGUAUAACAUGGGUGUGACAUCAGUGACUCUAAUAUCCAUAAAAAAUCAGAGUUCAGCUGGAACAACCAGAGCAGAACAACCAUCACAAAGCUUUAGUCAUCAGUGGUACCGGUUUCAGAGAAUACUAACUGGUGUUGCUUUGCUUUCUCCCUCUACUCUUUCCUCUGAAUCGUUUGUUUGUUGCAGCACAUUCAUAAAUACCUUCAAGCAGAAGCCAUCAAAAAAGAGCAGCGAGACUUUCUGACAGGAUGGAAAGGAUAUUUUAAAAUGGUGAGAUCAUUGUAUUUUGUCUUGACACAGAUUCAGGUCUUAAUAACUCAACAACAAAAGGAUAUUCUCUACGGGUAGGGUGUGUAGCUGCUGCUGCGAGUCAUACGCACUUGACUGUGUUUUCCCUAAUGUAGUUUGAUUGUGUGUUUCAGAACGUCGGGCGCCAAAACAACGACAGCGACUGUGGGGCUUUUGUGCUACAGGUGAGUUUCCUGUGUUUGAGCUGAGGUCUGUUUACAAAGAAGUGUGAAAAUAACACUGUAUGAUGUAAGUUACUUACACUGUGUGACGGCUUCAUCCUGCAUUAUAGAAAUAUGUCACAAAUAAAACUUUUGUGUGACUUUCCAUAAAACCCAAACAUCACAUUGAUGGAGCGAUUAGAGUCCCAGAUAUCCGUCUGAGAUCUCAGCUGUUUCAAGCAGCUCCAGUUGGCUUGUUGGGAAGAUAAGAAACGAGUUUUGCUCAAAUCAGGACAUGACUGAUCAGUGUAAAGGUAACAUUUAGUAAACCAGAACACCCUGUUCUGUUCUUUGUUUGAGGGUGAGUGAGGUAAAGGAUCCUUACAGAGUCUAUUACCUGAUUAGGCUGUUAAACAUUUAAUAAAGGAUCAUUAGUCGAUUAUCUCAAUAGCAGUUAGUUGCAGCCCUAGUCAGUACCUACCAAGAGAGGUCCCACGGAGGAAGACCAUGGUCGGGGUCAUGGGCGUCCAAAGUUCAGUAAUGUGAGGCUGGUUCAUGUGGUCGAAUCCAACAGAAGAGGUGCUGGAGUUCAAAGUGCAGAAAAAGUUCAAGCUGGAUCUGAGAGAAAGGAGUCCAAACAUACAGAGAAUCACAGUUUAUAUGGGGCUGUAGAUGGCUUGGGGUGUGUAAUGGAGAGUAAAGGGAGAAGUUUUCAGACCUUGUUUGGCUCUAACUGGAGAAGGGGGUUCUUGAGGGCAACCACUGAAUGACAAGUCAUCACCUCAGAGUGUUUGAGCGUAAAACAAAAGUCUGAUUGUUUCAUAUGCAGAUUAUUUCCUCUACGGUCUCGAUGUAGACCACGGUUACUGUCAGUUUACUUUCUUAUCAUCAUCAAAAAAACAACAACAAAGCAGCAGAAAUGUGUCAAACUUGGACUCUAAAAUGAUCCUCUUCAAACCACCAGUCCCAUCUUGCAGAGUGGAAACACACUUUGCUUUCCCUGCUGUUUUUCUUGUGUAUUUAUUGUCUUAUUGUUGUGUAUUAGUUGUGUAGUUGUCAGUAACCCUCGUCUCCCUUUCUUUCUCUCUCUCUCCUCAGUACUGUAAGUGUCUGUCGCUCGGGCAGCCGUUCAGCUUCGGGCAGCAGGAUAUGCCUCGCCUGAGGAGGAACAUGUACAAAGAACUGUGUCACUGCAAGCUCACCCUGUGACCCGCCAUACACUACCUACCCCUGCCCACCAUCUCCACCUGCUCCCACCUAAUCCCGACUACACGAAGAGACAAUGAUAUAACAAGAAGAGGACACAGGGGAGCAAGGAGUGACUGGAGAACUUGACAAAAACUUUAUUUUUCUCUGCCGACAUCCAGAGAUUCUUCUUCUUCUUCUUCUUCUCUUGUAGGUGACUUUGUUUUGUCUCUCCUCUCCUUCCCCCUCUCCACCCUUUUGAAAACUCUUUGAUUUCCAUGUCACGGUUAUUCCUUUGUGGUUGACAGAGGCCAAGACUAGCUUCCAUUUUUUUUGGGGUGUGCUUACCUUCCAUCCUUUUUAAAGUCCAACCGUGUUUCUCAUUCUGAAUGAAGAUCAUCUAAAGAGUCCAGAUGAAGGUUGGACCAAAGUUAGUCUUUCACAUGAAAUGCCUGAAGCCUGAGCUGCUGGAGGAUGAUUUGAAGCUGUCUGUGUGUAAGCCUGUGGUUGAAUAGUACCAGUGGACUAUGAUGCCUUUCAUCCAUCCAUCCGUACAGCGUGCUGUGCUGCUUCAACAAGAUGACAGUGAGAAAACAUAAAGCUGUGCUCAGAGCAGAAAUCACCUCAAUUUUUUUAAGAUUUAAGAGCCUACUGGUGCUGAGAAGGCCACACUGAACUAUUGGCUGAUAUUUCUUUUAUUAGUUUCGUACAUUUCAAAUACACAAACAGAACAAAACUAUACCUAUAAUUACAGUGAUAAGUGAUUUUAAGACGGUUGAAGAAGUCUUUUUUUAAACAUCUUAAGGACUAAUAAUAUCAUUGAGUCAUAUUCACUGGAAAAACUCAAAACUAUCCAUGUGUUUUGGUCUCGUUUCUAUAAAAAGAAAAAUUUUAUUAGAUUUAACAGAAGACACAUUCACUGAUUUUCAAGAUAUUACCAGCCAAAAUUCAGAUCUGAGUAAAGAAAUAUUGGCUAAGGUGUUAAGAGAAUGCUACUCAAGUUUCCUGACAUAAGUAGAAUAUCUGAUUUACUGACAUUUCCUAUUUAAGCACUUGGGAGCUGUGUGACAUCUAGUUAAGUGACGUCACCUCAAUGUAACCCCGCUGUUAGCACAACAGAGACAACAAACUCAAGCAACUUCUAUGUAGCUUCAGAUAUGGUCAUGGCUUGCCCUUAAAUUUGAUUAAAAUGGAGUUAUUUAAUCUCAGUCUAAUAAAUGUUUGUUUUGGGUUCAUAGACUCAUAUCUGUUGGUUCGAGUAUGAAACUAAGACUCUGUGAGGACAGGUAUUCAGAGUCCAAAUGCAAAAAAAAUGUCCACUUUGUUGGUCUGAGCACAGCUUUACUUUUUAAAAACAAGUCUAAACACACUCCCUCAAGCUGCAGCUGUUGUAUCAUUGAGGAUGCUUCUAUCCAGUGAGCACGUUCGCUGCUGUAGUGGGACGUGACAUUUCCAGUGUAAAAUAUUUGUUUAUCGACUUCCUUCUCGUGUUUGGAUGGAAAAGUGAUGCUGAAAGUGGAACCCAAAGGAGGCGACCAUGUUUAAGUGCAUUUUUCAGAGGGUUAUCUGGAACGUGACACACUGCCUCCUGCCUUCAUCGCUCUUCCUCCACGUACAAACUGAACACCUCCACGUGCGAGACUGGAUCUGCAUCAAUGCCCAGACAAACCCAGAACGAGUCAUUGGCCCUCAGAAAGGGUCUCUUUACAUUGCAUUUAUCUUUUUCUGUGUUUAUCUCUGUCAGUAAACGUGUUGAUAUGCUUCUUGCUUUAAACAGACGGUGUUAAACAGGAGGACUACUGCUUUGUGUUGUUUAGAAGGAAGAACAGAAAGAGAUCCUCGGGCUUUAAAGAGCCGUUUAGUGAGGACCACGACAGACAGACAGAUCCGGUUACAGUACCCUCCUCUUCUUUUUAUAACAGAAGACAAAACUUGUUGAUAGCUGUGUGUUUUUGUUUUGUUUCUUUUUUUUCAAACAUGAGUUGAUGCAACAGAGUUGACAGUUUUAUAUAUCUUCUACAAUGCAUUAUGGUUGCUAAAAAUAAAAAUACGCAGCAAAGAA
Messenger RNA from Xyrichtys novacula (pearly razorfish), 13132 nucleotides. The record is from the annotation of a GenBank genome assembly. Lineage: Eukaryota; Metazoa; Chordata; Actinopteri; Labriformes; Labridae.